Chlamydomonas reinhardtii is the source of this 3986-nucleotide messenger RNA. RefSeq lists its product as uncharacterized. Bases 81 to 3209 code for a protein of 1042 amino acids. The transcript is spliced from 19 exons. NCBI's taxonomy places the organism in Eukaryota, Viridiplantae, Chlorophyta, Chlorophyceae, Chlamydomonadales, Chlamydomonadaceae. Gene Ontology annotation, biological process: protein import into nucleus. Gene Ontology annotation, molecular function: small GTPase binding. The record is from RefSeq and is a predicted model, not a curated record. Gene Ontology annotation, cellular component: nuclear envelope; cytosol.
UAUGGCGUGUCGAUAGAAAGAAAGACACGGAGCGCGACAACACACAUUUUCAGAGCGGACCGGGCUCCCGUCUCGCAAACAUGGACGUGCAAGCGCUAUUGCCGGUUCUAGGCGCGUGUUUGUCGCAUGACCAAACGCACGUAAAAGAGGCGGAGCGCGUACUGAAGCAGCAUGAGCAAUUGCCAGGGCAAGCUGUCCAGUUACUGCGCGUCGCUGCGGAGGACACUGUGGACGCGGGCAUUCGCCAUAUGGCUGCUAUCACGUUUAAGAACCUGGUGAAGCGCAGCUGGGAGAAGUCGGAGUCGCACGAGAGUGGCGCCGGCGCUGCGCCGCAGUUCGUGAUCCCAGACGCGGACAAGGAGGUGGUGCGGCAGAAUAUCCUGGAGGCCAUGAUCAGGGCUCCCCACACCAUUCAGUCUCAGCUGUCCGAGGUGUUCAAAAUGGUCAUCUACUGCGACUACCCGGAGCGCUGGCCCGGACUCAUGGAGGCGCUGUACGGCAACCUCGGCGCACAGGACCAGGGCCGUGUGCACGGCGGCCUGCUGGCGCUGCGGCUGCUGGCGCGCAAGUACGAGUUCCGCGACGAGGAGGAGCGCGCGCCGCUGGACGGCGUCAUCACCACCUCCUUCCCGCUGCUGCUGCACAUAUUCAGGCAGCUGCUGGCGGCGCCGCCCAGCCCGCAGGUGUCUGGCUACAUCAAGCUGGUGUGCAAGACCUUCUGGAGCGCCACCUACAUGGGGGUGCCGGCGGCGCUGCUGGAGCGGGAGACGUUCGCGGGCUGGAUGGGCGCCCUGCACACCGCGCUUACACAGCAGGAGCCGCCGGAGGUGGCGGCUCUGGACGCUGAGGACCGGCCCGCCGCCCCCUGGUGGAAGGCCAAGAAGUGGGUGCUGCACAUCACCUACCGCCUGUUCAACAGGUACGGUCAGCCCAAGCACUGCCGCGAGGGCACUGAGCGCCAGUUCGGCGACCUGUACGCGGCGGAGUGCAUGGCGCACUUCCUGGACGCGCACCUGGGCCUCAUGUCGGCGCUGGCCUCGGGCGCCUACUUCAGCCCCCGAGCCACAAACAUGCUGUUCCAGUACAUGAGCCACGCCGUGAACAUCCCCGCCGCCUACAAGCGGGUGGGCGGCGCCUGGGACGGGCUGCUGCACAACGUGGCCUUCCCGCUCAUGGCCUUCAACGACGAGGACGCCCGGCUGUGGGCCGAGGACCCGCAGGAGUACAUCCGCAAGGGCUACGACAUCCUGGAGGACAUGUACAGCCCCAAGACCGCCGCCGCCAACUUCGCGCACGACCUGUGCUCCAAGAAGAGGACGCACCUGGACGCCUUCAUGGCGCUGGUGGCGCAGGUGCUGCAGACCUUUGCCCGCGCCAACGCCGCCGCCGCCGCCGACCCCGCCGCCGGCCCCACUGCCGCCGACGCGCGGCGUGUGGACGGCGCCCUGCUGGCGGUGGGCUGCCUGGCACCACUGCUCAAGCACAAGAAGCCGUACAAGGAGCAGCUGGGGCCCAUCAUGGCCACCUACGUCAUGCCCUGCUUCGCCAGCCCGCACGGCCACCUGCGCAGCAAGGCGGUGUGGGUGAGCGGCGUGUUCUGUGACACCUCCUUCCCGGACGGCACCAACCGCGGCGCCACCUACAUGGCCUUCUUCGAGGCGGUGGUGCGCUGCCUGGGCGACCCCGAGCUGCCGGUGCGUGUGGACGCGGUGGUGUCGCUGCGGCACUUCCUGGAGGAGAUGGAGGACGUGGAGCCCGUGGCACCCGCACUGCCCGCACUGCUCAACAGCAUAUUCGGACUCAUGAACCAGGUGGACAACGAGGACCUGGUGUUCACGCUGGAGGUGCUGGUGGACAAGUUCGGCGAGCAGAUCGCGCCCUACGCGGUGCAGAUGGCGCAGCAGCUGGCGGGCGCAUUCUGGAAGUACGCGGCGGCGGCGGACGAGGACGCCGAGGGAGACGACGACGCGGCCGGCAUCGCGGCCUUCGGCUGCAUGCGCGCCCUGAACACGCUGCUUGAGAGCUGCAGCGAGGCCCCGGCGCUGGUGGGGGCGCUGGAGGAGGUGCUGUACCCGCUGCUGCACCGCAUGCUGAGCACCGAGGGGCAGGACGUGUUCGAGGAGGUCCUGGAGAUGCUGUCCUACCUGACCUACUACGGCCCCUCCAUCAGCGAGCGGCUGUGGGGGCUGUGGCCGCAGAUCGAGGCGGCCGUGAACGAGUGGGCGGUGGACUACUGGGAGAACAUCCUGGUGCCGCUGGACAACUUCAUCUCCCGGGACACGGAGCGCUUCCUCACCUGCACCGCCCCCGACUACAAGGCCAGCCUGUUCGGCAUGGUGCGCGGGGCGCUGCAGGGCGACUACGGCGAGCGGGACGUGGUGCCGGCGGCCAAGCUGCUGGAGGUGGUGCUGCAGAACUGCCGGGGCCGCGUGGACGCCUGGGUGGGGCCCUACCUGCAGCUGGCGCUGGGGCGACUCAACACCGCCACCAACCGCACACUCAAGGACACGCUGGUGCUGGUGGUGGCCAACGCGCUGUACUACAACGCGCCGCUGGCCCUGGCGGCGCUGGGCCAGAUGGGCGUGACGGGGCAGUUCUUUGGCGCCUGGUUCACGGCCAUUUUCGCGGUCAAGAAGUCUGGCAAGCCGCGGCACUUCCGGCGGCAGCACGACAAGAAGGUGGCGGUGCUGGGGCUGACCUCGCUGCUAGCGGUGCCGGAUGAGGCGCUGCCGGCGGAGAUCAAGGCCGGACUGCCGCAGGUCCAGGCGGGUGUGAUGCGGCUGCUGAUUGCGCUCAAGGAGCAGCAGGCGGAGGCGGAGGAGCUGGCCAAGCAGGGCGGCAGCGACGACGAGGCGGAGGACGACGACGCCGACUUCGGGGAAGAGGACGACGACGACGAGGAGGAUGAGGAGGUGACCAAGGCCCUGCGGCGCGGCGCGCGGGCGCUGCUGGGCGAGGGCAGCGAGGACGGCGACGAGAGCGACGACGAGUUUACUGACGACGAGGAGGUGCACACGCCCAUCGACCCCGUGGACCCCUACGUCUUCUUCGCGGAUGCACUGGCCGGCCUGCAGGCGCACAUGCCCGCACGGCACGCUGCGCUGCUGGCGGCGUGUGACGCCAACACGCAGGCGGCGCUGGGCGGCAUGGUGGCCUACGCCGCGGAGAUCAAGGCCAAGCCGCCGGCAGCCGCGGAGGGGGGCAAGUAAGGCAUGGGAGGCGGUCCGUGUGAGCGCUGAGGGCUGAGUGUGCUGGUGGCGGCAGGAGGCAUUGCGUGUGCGCAUGUGUGAGAUGUCAACGAUAGGUCUAUUCAGGCAGAGCGGGACGCGGGCGAUGGCAGGAGACUGCCAGGGGAGGCCAGGCAGCAGUCAUGUGUUGACCUGAAAGGCGGGGCAUUAGGAGCGACAGCGUAGAUCUAUUGGUGAGGUGCAUUAGUAAGCAGUGCUACCGAGGCGCAGGGCAUUGACGUCUGUGCGCGGUGUUAUGAGCGGGUAUGCAGAACGCAUGCGGGAUGAGAGUGAGAGUGAGAGUAUGCACGAGUGCAGCCGAGUGAGACACAACAGGGCAGGUGGGCAGUGUGCGGCACAGGGAGGCAGGGGCAGGCACCCCUGCGCGGAGGGGUAGGUGCGACCUUGGGUGCGACGAGUGUGUGUGGGAAGGAGGGGGUCAUCAGUGCGCAGCCGUUUAUCCUGAGGCUCGACUGCAACCGGUAGUGUGGACUGUGUGCUGCGAUGUGUGGGGCGCUGUGUGGUGGGAAGGUCCCCGCGGGGUAUCGCGCGCGUGCCCAGGCUCCGGCCGGCCCCGGAUGCAGCUGCGCGCUGUGUGGAGGCGGCAAGUGCAAGGGUGGGGUAGGAAAUGGUGCUGGGUGGCGGAAUUGGAAUCGACUAGGGUACUGGUGGCGAUGUAAGGCACUUGGAACCCGCGAGAUACCCGGAAUUACUGUGCAGAUAUCGCAACCCAUGCAUUGAUUGUAACUGUAGUCUGGC